Messenger RNA from Durio zibethinus, 2746 nucleotides. Its product is annotated as (E,E)-geranyllinalool synthase-like. Lineage: Eukaryota; Viridiplantae; Streptophyta; Magnoliopsida; Malvales; Malvaceae. Gene Ontology annotation, molecular function: terpene synthase activity; magnesium ion binding. Gene Ontology annotation, biological process: diterpenoid biosynthetic process. The record is from RefSeq and is a predicted model, not a curated record.
UAUAUAUCAAACUCACAGGGAAGAGAGGAAAAAGGAAAAUUGUUUCGUUGCUCUUGUUCUUGUUUUUGUUUUAAGCAAUGGAACUCUUGCUUAUUUCAAUUAAAGCUCUAGUAAAAGAGAUAAAGGAAGAGAUGUUGUUGAACGUUGAUCCCUACUCAUUUGUUUCACCCUCAGCUUAUGACACUGCCUGGUUAGCCAUGGUUCCUGCAGAAUAUUCCAACCAGACAUGUUCAGUACCCAUGUUCAAGAAUUGCUUAGAUUGGGUGGUGAAUAACCAGACAGAAGAAGGGUAUUGGGGAGAGCGAGACGCCCAUGGCAAUCCCACCAUCGAGUCUCUACCUGCUACUUUGGCUUGUGUAAUUGCACUCAAGAAGUGGAAUGUUGGAAAUAGAAAUAUAAAGCUAGGAUUGGACUUUGUGCAUGGAAACGCCGAGGAGCUCCUUGGAGUAACUUACGAUCACUUUCCUCGUUGGUUUACCAUUGUUUUGCCUGGAAUGAUUGAACUUGCACGUACAGUUGGGCUCCAACUUGCCUUCCCUUCCCAACUAAAUGGACUGUUGUUAGACUUAUUCCACAAACGGCAAAGGAUCCUUGAAACGGAGGAACUUGUUGACAAUCAAUAUCCUCCAUUGUUAUCGUAUCUUGAAGCCCUGCCUUCAUCAUAUGGUAUUAGUGAAGAAGACAUAACCAAGAAUUUGAAUGGUGAUGGGUCAUUGUUCCAAUCCCCUGCGGCCACUGCACGUGCUUUCAUGGCUAGUGGAAGGGAAGAGUCUCUAUCCUAUCUGCAAUCGGUUGUAGGAAGAUGUGCUAAUGGAGUUCCACCAACUUAUCCCAUGGAUGAAGAGCUAAUAAAGCUUUCUGUGGUCAAUCAACUCCAAAGAUUGGGUUUAGCUGCCCAUUUUUCACAUGAGAUUGAUGACAAUUUGGCCCAGCUUUACCGGAACUACAAAAGCCGAGAGUCGAUGGCAAAACCAAGCAAUAAUGCAAAUGUCGCAAUCCAGCUGCACAAAGACUCUUUAGCAUUUCGACUCCUCCGCAUGCAUGGUUAUAGCGUAUCGCCUUGUCAUUUCUGUUGGUUCUUGAAUAAUCAAGAAGUUCGAGCUCAUAUUGAAGAAAAUUAUGAAUACUUGUCAAGCACGAUGCUCAAUGUUUAUAGAGCUACAGAUCUUACGUUUCCAGGAGAAUAUGAACUUGAGGAGGCGAGAUCAUUUUCUAGGAAAGUGUUGGAGAAAGUUACAUUGAAGGCUACUAGCUUUAGAUCUAUGGGGCUUAACCAAAUGAUGAAGCAUGAACUAAGAUUUCCAUGGAUCGCUCGACUGGAUCAUUUGGAACAUCGAGCAUGGAUUGAAGAUAAUAACACCAACAUUUUGUGGAUAGCCAAGGCCUCCUUCCACAGGUUGUCACCCCUAUUAAAUGAGAAGCUAAUGCAACUUGCUCUGGCGGAUUACGAGUUUCGUCAGUCAAUAUACAAGAAUGAAUUGGCGGAAGUGAAAAGGUGGUCCAGGAUCAGGGGUAUGAGCGACAUGGGAUUUGGUCGAGAGAAAACUACAUAUUGUUACUUUGCCAUUGCCUCCAGCAUUCCACUACCUUAUGACUCUGAUAUACGGAUGAUAAUUGCGAAAAGUGCUGUUGUGAUAACAGUUGCUGAUGAUUUUUAUGAUACGGUAGCUUCCUUAGAUGAGUUGAAUACUCUCACUGAUGCAAUUGGAAGAUGGGAUUCUAAUGGAUUGGGUGGUCACAGUAAGACUAUCUUUGAUGCCCUUGAUGAUCUCGUUAGAGAAAUUGUGGCAAAAGUUUCACAACAGCGGGGUACUGAUAUAACAAAUUUUCUGCGGCAGAUAUGGUAUGAAACGUUCGUUUCAUGGCUUGUGGAGGCAAAGUGGAGCAGGGGUGGAUUUCUACCAUCAAUGGAUGAAUACCUUGGAACUGGAAUGAUAUCCAUUGCUGCACAUACCAUAGUUCUUCCAGCGUCAUAUCUAUUGAAUCCAAGCUUAACAGAUUGCAAAAUCAGGCCAGGGGAAUACGAGACUGUUACCAAAUUGCUGAUGGUUAUACCUCGAUUAUUGAAUGACAUACAGAGCUAUCAGAAGGAAAAAGAAGAGGGGAAAAUGAACUAUGCAUUACUCUAUCUGAAAGAAAAUCCAGGAGCAGACAUUAAAGAUUCAACUGCCUAUGUGCGAGAAAUACUCGACAAGAAAUGGGGAGAGUUGCUCCAACAUGUUCUGAUGGAUGGAUUUGGAGAAUUGCCCAAACCAUGCAAGCUUCUCCAUUUGUCAUGCGUGAAAGUUUUUCAGAUGUUCUUCCACUCAAGCAAUAGAUAUGAUUCCAACACAGAUAUGCUUCAGGACAUCCAAAAAGCAAUCUACAUCCCUAUAAAUGUUGGAUUAACCUCAAAGCCAUUGAUGCCUGAUCAGCAGGAAUAUCACCAAACAAUCAACUCCCACUCUGGUCGACCUCCCAAAUAUAAAAGAUCACAGAUCGAGCUAGUUACUCCAUAGUUUUGCCUACUAUGUUGGGCAUGUUAAAUUAAUAUGUUUGUGCUACCAAAAUUUUAAUGUUUCUUUCUUUUAGUAUAUUUCAUAAAUUGUUAGCCUCUCCAGCAUUCAUGGAUAAGAGGAACUGAAACUCUGAAAUGUUGUAUAUGUUGCGUAGGAGAAUCAGGUCCAUCAAACUGCAUAUUUAUGUAUUACUAAAUAAAAGUGAUGGCUCCUUUGAUGUUUCAGGUGAUUUUUGUUUUCUUAAGAUU